This is a messenger RNA of Haliotis rufescens (red abalone), 933 nucleotides long. Its product is annotated as mu-type opioid receptor-like. Gene Ontology annotation, biological process: G protein-coupled receptor signaling pathway. Gene Ontology annotation, molecular function: G protein-coupled receptor activity. NCBI's taxonomy places the organism in Eukaryota, Metazoa, Mollusca, Gastropoda, Lepetellida, Haliotidae. The record is from RefSeq and is a predicted model, not a curated record. The coding region runs from base 1 to 933 and encodes 310 amino acids. Gene Ontology annotation, cellular component: membrane. The transcript has a single exon.
AUGACAAUAGCACCAUGCAGGAGUUUGAGUGGCACUGAGAUAUUCACCUUGGCUCAGUUCACACUAGUAGGAUGUUUAGUCUGUGUUGGCAAUCUCCUCACUGUAGUAGCUGUGUAUCGGACAGAGGCACUCCGCACCACGCCCAACAUGUACAUCGUGUCUUUAGCGUGUAGUGACUUUCUUACAGGACUUACAUUCCCCUUCUACGUGUCCUCUAUUGUCCCUAGAGUGGAGGACAUGUUAGACAUGUCCUUGUUCAACUGUGCAUUUCGAUAUGGGGCGCUGUAUCUAAUUCUGUCUGAGUCUUUCCUCUGCAUCUGUGCUAUAUCCGUGGACAGGUACGUCUACAUCAAGUACCCUCUCCAUUACCACAUGUACCUCAGUCCGAAGAAAACUGGCCUCAUCAUCCUGUGUACAUGGUGUGUGUCCAUAGUAGUGGGGACUUCUACUCUGCUGACGUCGACCUGGCCUGGGUAUUGUAGCUUCUUUCACGUGGUGUCCAAACCAUUUCAACUGUACUUCAUCAUGCCCUUCACAGCCACCGUCUUUGUGUUGAACGCAAUCAUGUACGGCCUCAUUACAAGGGAAGCUAUCCAACACCGCCAACGCAUUCAAGCACGGGGGUCACCGAUGAGAUCUACAAUACGCUACAAAUCAACAUUCCGUUCCGUCAGACUUUUUAUCAUGGUGUACGGGACGUUCGUCGUGUGUUGGUUACCGUCGGCAGUGGUAAACAUUCUUGGCAAUACCAACGGGGUGGGCAGCACUACUACGAGCAUUUCACUAUCUCUUGGAUUACUGAACUCUGGCAUGAACUUCAUAAUAUAUUCCUUCAUGAACAAGGAUUUCAAGAAGUGUUUCUUAAAAUCUUCCUGGCAAUGUAAAUGUUCUGUUGUCGGGAGUGUAAAUAAUGUAAAUGUGUCUUCACCAUGA